CCAAACACUCAGAAAAUGUUUUUACAUGCUGCAUUUAAAGGAAGUGGACCACCAGUGGAAAACUAUGUUCCAAGCUCUGAACCAGAUGGUUUUCAAGUGUUGGAGGCAGCACCAGACAGCCAUAAAUUUAAGUUGACAAUGUUCCAGCCAACAGACCCAACUCACUUUUAUCGUACUGUGCGUAAAGAGAUGAAGCUUUUGAAAACAUCCUUACCAUCGGGUAUAUGGGUUCGAGGAUAUGAAGACCGCAUGGAUUUGUAUUCUGUCAUGAUCCGUGGACCAGAACGAACUCCUUAUGAAGAUGGGCUCUUUUUCUUUGACUUCCAGCUGUCGGCAGAUUAUCCUCGUGCACCUCCAUUGUGUCACUACGUCACCUAUUGCUCGGAUAAAUUAAAUCCUAACCUUUAUGAAGAUGGGAAGGUUUGCAUCUCUCUCCUUGGUACGUGGAGUGGAAAGGGAACUGAAGUUUGGACUAGUCAGAGUAACCUCCUUCAAGUUAUCAUAUCUAUACAAGGUUUAAUCCUAGUCAGUGAACCAUACUUUAAUGAAGCAGGCUAUGAACGGCAGAAAGGAACUCAACAAGGGAGGGAAAAUUCUAGGAUGUAUAAUGAAAUGGUUGUUUUGAAACUGAUCCAAGCUAUGGCCAAAGUGAUUCAGAGUCCACCUGACAUAUUCAGAAAUGAAAUCAUUCAUCAUUUUCAGAAAAAAGCAUAUAAGCUGGUACAAAGGCUGGAGUGUUGGCUCGAGAUAUCUGAGAACCACAACAAGUUGCAUCCUCUGUCCCCUACUACGCCAACAACCUUUAGAGAGAUUCAUCGUUCUGGUAAGUACUAUUUCAUAUAUGUGUUCCUACAGACCUAAUAUUAUUAUUAUUAUUAUUAUU
This is a messenger RNA of Macrobrachium nipponense, 883 nucleotides long. Its product is annotated as (E3-independent) E2 ubiquitin-conjugating enzyme-like. The transcript is spliced from 6 exons. Lineage: Eukaryota; Metazoa; Arthropoda; Malacostraca; Decapoda; Palaemonidae. The record is from RefSeq and is a predicted model, not a curated record. Gene Ontology annotation, molecular function: ubiquitin conjugating enzyme activity. Bases 16 to 861 code for a protein of 281 amino acids.